This is a messenger RNA of Rosa chinensis, 1413 nucleotides long. RefSeq names its product dehydrodolichyl diphosphate synthase CPT3. NCBI's taxonomy places the organism in Eukaryota, Viridiplantae, Streptophyta, Magnoliopsida, Rosales, Rosaceae. Gene Ontology annotation, cellular component: endoplasmic reticulum. Bases 30 to 1196 code for a protein of 388 amino acids. The transcript has 3 exons. Gene Ontology annotation, biological process: polyprenol biosynthetic process. The record is from RefSeq and is a predicted model, not a curated record.
GGGUGUAUGCAACUGUGCAACGUUGAGAAAUGCCUCAACUCUCUUACUUCAUGGGGUCGCGAAUUCUGGUCUAUCAGAUUGUAAAGGGUCAUCUUGGAUUUAGUUGGUUAGCUUCUGCUCUUGGUCAUACGAUGGACGAACAAAGUCUUGUUGCUGCAAACCCAAGCCAUGGGGGUUUCACUUCCUUUCUGAGGAAAUGCUUGUUUAGUGUAAUGUCUGUUGGCCCCAUUCCUGCUCACAUCGCGUUCAUCAUGGAUGGGAACCGAAGGUAUGCAAAGAGACGGAACUUACCAGUUGGGGAAGGACACAAAGCUGGAUACUGGUCUCUCAUGUCCCUUCUUAGGUACUGCUGGGAAAUGGGAGUGAAGUAUGUAACUGUCUAUGCCUUCAGCAUUGACAAUUUCAAGAGACCGCCGGACGAGGUGCAAAUUCUAAUGGACCUUUUGCAGGAGAAGAUUGAAGGCUUGCUUGACAAAAGGAAUUAUCUGAACCAAGCUGGUGUUAGGGUAUGCUUCAUUGGUAACUUGAAGCUUCUGAGCGAGCCUGUCAGGGUUGCUGCUGAAAAUGCAAUGAAGGCGACUGCCAAUAACUCCAAUGCUACGCUUUUGAUCUGCGUGGCCUAUACUUCGACUGAUGAGAUUGUCCACGCUGUGGAAGAAUCCUGCAAGGAGAAAAUGAAUGAAAUUCAAGUACCUAAUGGAAGAAAGGUUAGCAAUGGUGUGAUUCAUGGAGUCAAAGAGGGAGGGAAGGUUAAUGGUGUGACUGAGACUGAUGUUCACAAAUCCUGCAACAACAAUUUCGAUGGAGAAUUAGGUACUGGUGCAGUUUCCAAUGGUAAGAUCGAAAGAGUUGAAAAGGUGAAAAAGGAAAAUGGAACAGUUCGUCAUGUAGUUGCAAGCAAUUGUCUUGUUGAAGAAGUUGAAGAGAGUGGGGAGCAGCAGCAGAAAAUACCUCGAGUAAAGCUGGUUGAUGUUGAGAAGCACAUGUACAUGGCAGUGGCACCUGAUCCCGACAUUCUGAUCCGAACUUCUGGCGAGACCCGGUUGAGCAACUUCCUUCUUUGGCAAAGUAGUAACUGCCCAUUGUACUCCCCGGCUGCGCUGUGGCCAGACCUGGGUUUAUGGCAAUUGGUUUGGGCAGUUCUGAACUUCCAGCGCAACCACUACUAUUUGGAGAAGAAAAAGAAGCAGGCAUAACAUUCUCAAUGCCACUGUGCUCCUCCAUAGAUCCACAGGAUCAUGAUUAAAUUCCGGGAUGGGCUGUAUUGUCAACCUAAAUUUAUGGCCUAAUAUGCAUGCUAUGUAUUAUGUUGUUUCUGUUGUUUUUACAUAUCUAUACAUCCUAAAUAACCAUCUUAGUUUCUGUUGCCAAGUUCAUAAUGUAUGUGACUUUGCCUCCAAUUUGGUUAUUCAA